This is a messenger RNA of Penicillium macrosclerotiorum, 1107 nucleotides long. RefSeq names its product putative mitochondrial carrier protein. Gene Ontology annotation, molecular function: S-adenosyl-L-methionine transmembrane transporter activity. The record is from RefSeq and is a predicted model, not a curated record. The transcript is spliced from 3 exons. Gene Ontology annotation, cellular component: mitochondrial inner membrane. Bases 1 to 1107 code for a protein of 368 amino acids. NCBI's taxonomy places the organism in Eukaryota, Fungi, Ascomycota, Eurotiomycetes, Eurotiales, Aspergillaceae.
AUGUACAAUACCCAAUCUGACAUCUGGAUCGCUGGUGCCUUUGCUGCAAUCUCCGUUGAUUUCAUGGUAUAUCCAUUCGACACUCUCAAGACACGCAUCCAAUCGCCAAACUAUGAAACCGCCUUCAAAGACCCACGCACGGGUGUCAUAAAGCGCAAUGUACUGUUCCGCGGACUGUACCAGGGAGUCUGGAGUGUAGUUUUCUCUACAAUACCGUCAUCUGGAGCCUUCUUCACUACCUACGAGACAGUCAAAUGCGCGCUACAUGCUUCCUCAACCCAUGUAUCAAGUUCAGGGGACAGAUCAGAGUAUAUAACGCAGACCUCACGCAUGCGUGCUAGUCUUCCGUUCACGCACUCCCUCCCCAGCCCUCUUAUUAACGCAAUUGCCUCGUGUACUGCGGAAUCGGUGUCUUGUGCAAUCUUGACGCCAGCAGAAGUAAUCAAGCAGAAUGCACAGAUGGCCAGAAGCACUGGUAGCUGGUACCACAGCGCGGGGAACAUCUCUCAUACAUCGCCACAGAGUACAAAUCUGAACUCUGGCUACACAACGUCUGCGACGCGCCAAGUUCUGCUCAAAUUUAAGAGACGCCCGUGGCGGCUGUGGAGCGGGUACUUUGCACUUCUUGGGCGUAAUCUCCCCUUCACGGGCCUGCAGUUUCCGCUGUUUGAAUAUAUCCGUGGUCGGAUGCUAAGCUGCUGGAGAAAGCGCAGAGUCACGGCAGAUACGCAGCGAGAGAAAUUGAUCGAACGGGCUGGAUUGACGGGACUGUCGGCAGGGCUUGCAGGGAUUAUUUCUUCGUUUGUGACGACGCCGAUCGAUGUGGUGAAGACGCGCGUUAUGCUGUCUGCAAGUGAUGAUCCGGGCUCAUCGCAAGAACGCUUAGCUAGUCAGCAGAAGAGCUCGAAGAAGCCGAAAGGGACGCUUACUAUAGGGAAGGGGAUAUACCUUCAUGAAGGAGUUCGGGGUUUAUUCAAGGGUGGGGCAAUUCGAUGUGGAUGGACGGCGGUUUCGUUGAGUCUGUACUUGGGUCUCUAUGAAGGAGGGCGGUACUUUUUGGAGAACCGACGACGUCGAGCGGAGAGUAUGGAUAGAGUUGAGAUGUAA